Pediculus humanus corporis (human body louse) is the source of this 282-nucleotide messenger RNA. RefSeq names its product NADH dehydrogenase, putative. The record is from RefSeq and is a predicted model, not a curated record. The coding region runs from base 1 to 282 and encodes 93 amino acids. The transcript has 2 exons. Gene Ontology annotation, biological process: respiratory electron transport chain. Lineage: Eukaryota; Metazoa; Arthropoda; Insecta; Psocodea; Pediculidae.
AUGUAUAACUUAAUACUUAAAUCAACGUAUAAAAUGCCGAGAAAUUCUAUAUAUAAAUGUAAUACGGAAGAAAUAAUUAACUACCGAUUAUCGGUUGUUAAAUUUGCAAAAGACGUUAAGGAGAUUGAAAAAACGAUAAAUUGUGGGAGGAUAGAAAUGCUUUUAACUCAAGCGAAAAAUGAAUAUAAUUUAUGUCAAAAAAUGAUAGUUUGGAAACCUUGGGAAUCAUUAAUACAAGAACCUUCGCCUUCACAAUGGAAAUGGCCUCAAUACGCAGAAUAA